This is a messenger RNA of Trichoderma breve, 573 nucleotides long. RefSeq lists its product as uncharacterized. The record is from RefSeq and is a predicted model, not a curated record. The coding region runs from base 1 to 573 and encodes 190 amino acids. Lineage: Eukaryota; Fungi; Ascomycota; Sordariomycetes; Hypocreales; Hypocreaceae. The transcript has 4 exons.
AUGAUCAACAGCGAACCAUCAGAGGCGUUCUUCUUCAGCUCUUUCUCUCCCAGCGGCGGUGUUAUCAUUGCUGAUAACAAUUAUUCCGUCGAUGCAGCCAUAAAAGAGUGGGGUCUCGACCCAGAUGAGAUCACGACACAUAUUCGUCGAUGGAGUGACGCGGCGUGGAUGCAAUGGGUCAAAGCCUGCAACGACGCGGACUUCGACGACGUGAGCAACGUUAAAUACAUAUUCAGGGCAACUGUUGUAAAUCCGAGCAGUCUAGACCUUCUAUUUCAAGCCCUACGUGAAAAAUACAGCGACAGCCCUACAAUCCCGCCCAUUGGAGUCUGGAAGAACCGGUUAACCCUUGACGUGGCUGAAAAUCCUAGGCAGUUCUAUGCUGUACUUGGCAGUCCGAACGGAUCAGGGGUCGCUUAUCUUCUAAUGACUCACAAAGGAGCACUGGGAGUAAAGACGGUCAAUAAAGUUGACAUAUUUACGGGCACUACGCCUUUCACGAUCCCAAGCGACGGUAUUGGCAAAGCUGAUUCGGCAACUAUUAUACUUCUAUUCUACGUCACUGCGCCAUGA